Messenger RNA from Zalophus californianus (California sea lion), 4290 nucleotides. It is a transcript of the gene DHX33, whose product is annotated as DEAH-box helicase 33. Lineage: Eukaryota; Metazoa; Chordata; Mammalia; Carnivora; Otariidae. The transcript is spliced from 12 exons. The record is from RefSeq and is a predicted model, not a curated record. Gene Ontology annotation, molecular function: ATP binding; RNA binding. Gene Ontology annotation, cellular component: nucleolus; intracellular anatomical structure. Gene Ontology annotation, biological process: positive regulation of transcription by RNA polymerase I. The coding region runs from base 1 to 2088 and encodes 695 amino acids.
AUGCCCGAGGAGGCGGGCUUCCCGCCGGCCAAGAGGUUCCGGCCGGGCUGCGGGCCUGCCGGGGGGCGCGUGGUGAUGCUGCUGGCCGCGGGCGGCGGCGGCGGAGGCCGGAGGCAGCAGUCGGCCCUGGCGCAGCCCGCGGCCAGCCCCUACCCCGAGGCGGUGGAGCGGCAGCGCCGGAGCCUGCCCAUCUUCUCGGCGCGGGGGCAGCUGCUGGCCCAGCUCCGGAACCUGGACAGCGCCGUCCUCAUCGGGGAAACGGGCUCUGGGAAGACGACGCAGCUCCCGCAGUACCUCUACGAAGGGGGGGUCGGCCGCCAGGGUAUCAUUGCGGUGACCCAGCCUCGCCGAGUGGCUGCCAUCUCUCUGGCCAUGAGAGUCUCCGAUGAGAAGAGAACUGAGCUCGGGAAGCUGGUGGGCUACACAGUGCGCUUCGACGACGUGACCUCAGAGGCCACCAGGAUCAAGUUCCUGACGGACGGCAUGCUUCUACGAGAAGCGAUUUCCGACUCUCUGCUGCGCAAGUACAGCUGUGUCGUGUUGGAUGAAGCCCACGAGCGGACUGUGCACACCGAUGUGCUCUUCGGGGUGGUGAAGGCCGCCCAGAAGAGGAGAAAGGAACUGGGGAAGCUGCCUCUCAAAGUGAUUGUCAUGUCCGCGACCAUGGACGUGGAUCUGUUCUCGCAGUAUUUCAACGGAGCACCCGUCCUCUACCUGGAGGGUCGGCAGCACCCCAUCCAGGUGUUCUACACCAAACAGCCGCAGCAGGAUUACCUGCAUGCCGCGCUCGUCUCCGUCUUCCAGAUCCACCAGGAGGCCCCUCCUUCUCAGGACAUCCUGGUGUUCCUCACCGGGCAGGAGGAGAUCGAAGCCAUGAGCAAGACCUGCCGAGACAUCGCGAAGCACCUCCCAGACAGCUGCCCCUCCAUGCUGGUCCUUCCUCUCUACGCCUCCCUGCCCUACGCCCAGCAGCUCCGCGUCUUCCAGGGGGCCCCAAAGGGCUGUCGCAAAGUGAUCGUUUCAACCAACAUCGCUGAGACCUCCAUAACCAUCACGGGAAUAAAAUAUGUGGUCGACACGGGCAUGGUUAAAGCAAAGAAGUAUAAUCCUGGCAGCGGCCUGGAGGUGCUUGCCGUGCAGCGCGUGUCCAAGACCCAGGCGUGGCAGCGCUCGGGCCGGGCCGGCAGGGAGGACAGCGGUGUCUGUUACCGGCUCUACACGGAGGACGAGUUCGAGAAGUUUGAGAAGAUGACUGUGCCGGAGAUCCAGAGGUGCAACCUGGCGAGCGUGCUGCUGCAGCUCCUUGCAAUGAAAGUCCCCGACGUGCUCACCUUUGAUUUCAUGUCCAAGCCCUCUCCAGACCACAUUCAGGCAGCUGUCGCCCAGCUGGACCUGCUGGGUGCUCUCGAACGGAAGGACGACCAGCUUACCCUGACUCCACUGGGAAGAAAGAUGGCAGCUUUCCCUUUAGAGCCCAGAUUUGCCAAAACCGUACUACUGUCCCCCAAGUUCCACUGCACCGAGGAGAUCCUGACCAUCGUUUCUCUGCUGUCGGUGGACAGCGUUCUGUGCAGCCCUCCGGCCCGGCGUGAUGAGGUGCAGGCCGUCCGCAAGAAGUUCGUGUCCGGGGAGGGGGACCACAUCACGCUGCUCAACAUCUACCGGACCUUCAAGAACCUGGGCGGCAGUAAGGACUGGUGCAGAGAGAACUUUGUCAACAGCAAGAACAUGCUGCUGGUGGCCGAAGUCCGAGCGCAGCUGAGGGAUAUCUGCCUGAAGAUGUCCAUGCCGAUGGUGUCCUCCCGCGGGGACGUGGAGAGUGUCCGCCGCUGCCUGGCGCACAGCCUGUUCAUGAGCGCGGCCGAGCUGCAGCCGGACGGCACGUACGUGACCACGGACACCCGCCAGCCGGUGGCCAUCCACCCCUCGUCCGUGCUCUUCCACUGCCGGCCGGCCUGCGUCGUCUACACAGAGCUACUGCACACCGGCAGGUGCUACAUGCGGGACCUGUGCGUCGUGGACGCCGACUGGCUGUACGAGGCCGCCCCCGACUACUUCCGGAGGAAGCUGCGGGCGGCCCGUGACUGAGCCCCCCGCCCCCCCGGGGGGGCCUGGCGUUGGGGGGCUCAACCAGCCCGAGCCCGGAGCGCAGGGCCCGACGACCCCCGAGCCCGGCACGCAGAGCCGCGCGCUUCUGUUUAGGGGGUGGCAGCUGCAGCCCUGGGCGCUCGGUCCCCGGGGGCGCUCCCCCCGGAACUGCCGCAUGGGGGCGUCGUAGCAGCGCGCCAGGGUCCGCGCCGGGCCCGCAAUGGACAGACCGUGAGACGCGGGCCCCCGCGCCCCGGGUGAACCCCCGAGUCCCUGUGACGGGGAGGAUCCCCGAGAGGGUACCCUGCGGGGUUGCAGAGCCCAGCUGUUGUGCUUGGAUCCGUUCUCACGUUCUAGAAGUUUGAGGAGGGCCGUGCUCUUGGCUCUCCCCUCGUGAACCUCCCGCCCCAGGGCGCCAGCCUCCUUGCGGCUCCUGGGCUCUGAGCCGGGCGGUGGAGGCGUGCUGACCUGGCGGUGGGCGGCCCGCAGCACGGGCCCUGGCCGCGUCUCUGCCCAGCGGGGCACGUACGACCCCGCGGGCCUAGGGCCGGGCGGGGAGCUCUGGGGGCGGCUGGAGGGGGCGGCCGGUGAGGACCCAGCCGCACCUGGGGUUUGUGCUCUUGCGUCUCAUUCUUUGUCUCCGUGCUUCCUCCUUUUUGGGGACAGGGGGACACGGCCUGGCUUUGCUCCUUCCUGCGUGAGCUGGUCCCGCCUCUGGGCCUCAGUUUGCACGUCUGUCAGAGGGAGUCCCAGGGUCUCCAGUCUCUUCCCGGCCUCGUGUUCUGAGAAGGGGAGAGACACCAAAGGUUCCUCUUCACUAUUUAAUCACCAUAAGCAAGUCAUCUUUUCCCAGAGAGUGUUUUGCCCUAAAAGAAGCCGACUUAGCAUUUUUCCUGGGCUUGGUGGGUCUGAACACAGAUGUGCAGUAUUUCUGUCAUUGCUUACCGGGUGGACCGCGCGGCUCCAAAGCAGGGGCCACACUGCCCGGGACGCUCUGCAGAGACCACGGGCAGGCUUCACUCUGGGGCGGGGGCUCGGCCUCCCCGUUGAUUCCCACCCGAGCACCCCAGCGUCCGGCCAGGGCCGCGGGGUCCUAGAUACCCCGUCUUCCUGAAUUCUUAAGACUUUCAGCUGGCUCUUUCUCAGACCACCUCGUUCUUUGCGGUUGCUGACUUUCUGACGAGUUCAGAAAAAUUUUAACUGUUUUUUUCAUUUCUUAAUAGAGGCCUAGGAUGUUCAGCCUGAUGGGAAAGAAUACAUUGUAUUUUUAAUAAAAAGUGAAUCAUGCUGGUAAACAGUGGGGAGUGGGUGAUGACGUUCCUCAGUAUGUUCUCUGGGGUUCCCUGGGGCAAGGGCAGCAUCCGCCCUGCUCAGUACCUGUUCGAGCGGGAGCCCGGGGCACAGAGCUUGCAACAGCUUUAAUGUUUCUGUACAGAAAGACGUUCGUCGCCGCAACAUUCUGGCAGAGUUUUGAUACAGUAGUUUUUUUUUAUCGGGCUUUUCAAAAAGUUAAUUUUUAACCUAGCUGCUCAGGGAUUGAACCAGAUUGGAAACCCCAUUUUGACUACGAAUUACUAUAAAGAAAUAAACGGCUGUUUAUACCGAGCUGCAGGGGACACCGCACUUUCUUAAGUUCCGUGUUUCCUAUUGACGUCGCAUCGCCAUCCGUGAGAAGACCUCUGAGGUGAGACGCCCCUUCCCAGCCUGGGCCAUCUCUCCGGAUGAAUCACCAGCUGCCCCAAGCAGCCUCGUGGGGGGAGAUGCCCUCCCCGCAGACCACAGGCCUCCUGUGCUCCCGGCGCGCGGCCCAUGCGUGGAGUCCCCACGAGGGACGAACCGCCAGCACCCAGUCCCUGACAAGAAGCCCUCCUUGGGCGGCACCUCUGCAGGCUGCGGAGGGCGGGCAGGACGGAGGCCGGUUCUCGGACCUCCCUGCGCCCGCGUGAUCCCGCCGUUCCGGCGGCUUGGCCAGGCCAGGCGUGACCACGGGCUUCCUCCAGCGCGCCAGGACCCGCGGCACUGACGGGAAGCGAGGGCUUUAGGUUCUGACUGGAUUAUGAGAACUUGCCGGAGAAAACCCCAACUGCUCAGGUUUACGUUGUGUUUUGAGUCUGUUGGGACAGACAGCCCCGCGGAAUCAGCAGCUCCUGUAUAUGACGGUCCACCGAACGCAGGACUGUCAGAUCCAUUAAAGCUGAAUCU